AUAGCUCUAGCUCCGCCUCCAAAUGUGAAUAUUAUCUUCAAUAUGUCUAUCCCCUAAAAUCUUUAAAAUAAAAAAAAUAAUUGAAUUAAUCUUAAUAAGAUCUGAACUUGGUUUAAUUCUGCUCCAAAAUGAAAUAUAAAUAUAGCUAAUCAGACUUUUCCAUCACCUGCAUUUUAAAUUCAUGAUGAAUUGCAAAGUAUCUUCUGAAGAAACCUUCAGAGAUACAAAGUGCAUCAGGCGUAAAGUUUCAGUAGGAGAUCUAGAAAAGGGACAAUGAUGUUUAUAUAGACCUCAUGGGCUCAGGAACUGUGUGGAGAAUCAGCUGAGUCUCAGUGAGAACAUGUGGAGGAGAAAGAACAAAAACACAAUAUUUCUAGAAGAUUUAAUCAGUGAACAUUUUAACAGUUCAGUGUGUUUCAUACUUUCAGUGGAACAUCAAUAAACCUCUACAGACUUCCUACACCCUGUGUGUGUGUGUGUGUGUGUGUGUGUGUGUGUGUGUGUGUGUGUGUGUGUGUGUGUGUGUGGUUUUAUAUCCAGUUCAGAGUUCAUGGUGAGGUUUUUCUCACACUGGCCUCUGGAUGUCUCCUUAAGUUCCACAUCAGCCAUCUUCUCGAUGAAACCACUUUCUCCUGCUCAGCUUCAGGACUAACUUUACCUUCACGUGCAAAAACUAAACCAUAAAAACCCCAGCUGAGAUCUUCUCCAGAACAUGCGGCUACUCCACAGCAGGAUCCUGGAGCACUACCUGUGCAGUGUGAAAGCGCGGAGAGGAACCUGCAGCAUGUCCAUGCGCGUGAUCAGCCGCUUCACCUGCACGACCUCCUCCCUGCUGGAGGUCAGAGGUCAGAACAGGUGGCUCAGGCCAGGGGAUGGUGUGAGGAGAUGGUUUUCACCACGCUUCUGCUCCAGCCUCGAUUCCUACACAGAAGCUUUCAGAAAAGCUGCAGAAGAACCGGAGCGCUUCUGGAGUGAAGCUGCUCACAGCAUAACGUGGCUUCAGAAGUGGAACAAGACGCUGGAUUGUACAGAUGAAGUGUUUCCCAGAUGGUUUGUAGGAGGAGAAGUGAACAUGUGCUAUAACGCUGUGGACCGUCACGUAGAAGCCGGGAGAGGAGAUCAGACUGCUGUCAUCCAUGACAGUCCUGUUACUCAGUCAAAACAGAGCAUCAGUUACAGAGAGCUGCUGGAUCAAGUGUCAACGCUGGCAGGUGUUCUGGUUAGGCAUGGUGUGAAGAAAGGUGACAUGGUGGUGAUCUACAUGCCCAUGGUUCCUCAGGCUAUGUUCACAAUGCUAGCCUGCGCUCGAAUCGGAGCUCCUCACAGCCUUAUCUUUGGUGGCUUUGCCUCUAAAGAACUCUCUGUUCGCAUCGAUCACGCCAAGCCCAAAUUGCUGGUUACGGCAUCGUUUGGGAUUGAGCCGGGUCGGAGGGUGGACUACAUUCCUCUGGUGGAGAAAGCGCUGGAGCUGAGCAGCCACAAGCCUCACAAAGUUCUCAUCUACAAUCGUCCAGGCAUGGGGGAAGUGCACACACACUCAGAGCUCAGCCUGGACUGGGACGAGGAGAUGUCUUCAGCUCGUCCUCAUGACUGUGUGUCUGUUCCUGCUCAUCAUCCUCUCUAUGUCCUUUACACUUCAGGAACCACUGGCACACCAAAGGGCGUUGUGAGGGAUACAGGAGGCUAUGCCGUGAUGUUGAACUGGACCAUGUCCAGCAUUUAUGGGCUGAAACCUGGUGAGGUCUGGUGGGCUGCGUCUGAUCUGGGCUGGGUCGUCGGACACUCCUACAUCUGCUACGGUCCUCUUCUCCAUGGCAACACCACUGUGCUGUACGAGGGAAAACCCGUAGGGACUCCAGAUCCUGGAGCGUUUUUUCGUGUCAUGUCUGAACACAGAACAGCAUCAGUCUUUACGGCUCCCACUGCCAUUAGAGCCAUCAGACAACAAGACCCACAUGCAGUGCACGGAAAACAGUACACAUUCUCCAGUCUCAGGUCGUUGUUUGUAGCAGGUGAGAGGUGUGAUAUCGAGACACUACAGUGGGCUAAAAAUAAUUUUGGAGUUCCUGUUUUAGACCACUGGUGGCAGACUGAGAGUGGUUCAGCCAUCACAGCCUCAUGUGUGGGUUUGGGGAAUUCUCUCUCACCCCCUGCUGGAACUGCAGGCAAACCUGUACCGGGAUACAACGUGACAGUGAUUGAUGAUGAAAUGCAAAAUGUAAAGCCGAGGAUGCUAGGAAAUAUUGUUGUAAAGCUCCCUCUCCCUCCGGGUGCUGCUCUUUCUCUCUGGCAAAAUGAUGAGCUCUUUAAACAAACCUACUACACCAAAUUCCCUGGAUAUUAUGACACGAUGGAUGCUGGAUAUGUUGAUGAGAAGGGGUUUGUAUAUAUCAUGUCACGCUCUGAUGAUGUCAUCAAUGUAGCAGGCCACAGACUAUCCACAGGAGCUCUGGAAGAGUGUGUAUUGCAGCACCCUGGUGUGGUGGACUGUGCUGUAGUUGGACUAGAGGACUCACUAAAAGGACACGUCCCUCUGGCACUGUGUGUCCUCCGACACGAUUUCGAGGAGAAUAAAGCUGCAGUGAUGAAGGGGUUGGUCAGUCUGGUACGAGAGAACAUCGGUCCUGUGGCUGCUUUCCGGAAAGUUAUUUUUGUAAAAACUCUCCCCAAAACUCGCUCCGGAAAAAUCCCACGAUCCUCUCUGUCCAACCUCGUCAACGCCAAACCGUACAAGAUCUCUCCCACCAUCGAGGACCCUGGAGUGUUCAAGACCAUUGAGAAGGUUGUGAAGGAACAUCUGAAAACAUCUGGAAGUUAACCAGACGCUCUCUGACACACACACACACACACACACACACACACACACAGAGCCAACUCUCUACAUUAUGAUGUCAUAACACCUUAUGGUGCAAUCAGAUGCAAAUAAUAUUUUUUGAUAGAGCAGCAACCGAUCUGAUCUUUACAAACAAUAAACCACUGUGUUAGCAUAACUUUACUCCACUUAAGCUAAAUAAUGCUAAUAAACCAAUAAAUUCUGUCAAAAUUAUGGGAAAAUAAUGGUGCAAAUUUGCUAGUAGCAUUACCACAAAAGUUAAUGUUAUUGGCCCUACUUGCUUCACUGGCUACAUUUAGCUAUCACUAACUAAUUCAUCUAAAAAUAACUUUAAUAUUAUCACAAAACUUUUUAACAAGCAGAAAUAAAAAAAAAAGAAGUCAAGCUUGUUAACUCCUUAGCUUUUUUUAAGUAUGCUAGUUAUGCUAGUAAAGGAAUAUUACUGUUGUAAUGUUUUAACUAACCUGACUUCAGCUAGUAAAACCAUGCUAACGUUUUGUGAUAAUACUAACUUUAAUUACUUUCAGUUUCUUUCAGAUAAACUGAUGUUAAUAGCUAAAUUCUUUCUGUUACUGCCUUAAUUUGUAAUUAAAAAAAAUAUUCAAACCCUGGAA
Molecule: messenger RNA, 3447 nt
Organism: Silurus meridionalis
Lineage: Eukaryota; Metazoa; Chordata; Actinopteri; Siluriformes; Siluridae
Gene: acss3
Product: acyl-CoA synthetase short chain family member 3
Exons: 16
Coding region: 713-2818 (701 amino acids)
Source: RefSeq, a predicted model, not a curated record